AACGGCUGCAAUAUCUAGGGUACGUCGGGGACUACUAGAAGAGUGCAUUUCAGCGACCAAUUCUUCCAGCGCUCGACAAAGAAUAGACCGGAUCCAGGUUUCUAAAAGAAGAUGAAGGGGCAGAGGAGUGCCUACCUGUUUCUUCUCACUUGCGUGGCACUCGCGGCUCUGGCUCACGCUGACGACGACGGGGAGGGUCCUGUCGUACACACGACGACUGGCUGUGUGAGGGGAUUCCGUCAGCCGCAAAAUGGAAAAACCGUGAAUUCCUUCACUGGGAUUCGGUAUGGCAAGGCCCCUGUUGGGGCCCUUCGCUUCCGGGAGCCACAGCCUGCUGAACCGUGGACCGGUGUCGCGGACGCCACCAAACCGGCUCCAGCGUGCACCCAGGUCAACAUCGAUCCGUGGUCGAUAGCUCAAGACAGCCCUGUCCAUACCGAAGACUGCCUGUUCCUGAACGUCUGGAGUCCGGCGAGUAGUAACAAUGCUUCGGACCUGGCAGUUAUGGUGUGGAUCCAUGGUGGCUCAUCAUCUUUCGGCUCGUCGUCUUUGAACAUCUAUGAUGGUGCACUGCUGGCAGCUUUCGGUCAUGUCGUGGUCGUUUCCAUGAACUACAGGCUAGGAUCCUUGGGAUUCUUUUAUGGAGGCACACAACAUGCCCCCGGAAAUCAGGGGUAUCUUGACCAGGCGCUUGCUUUGCAUUGGGUGAGGGACAACAUAGCCGCUUUCGGCGGAGAUCGAGAGAGAGUGACCCUUUUCGGUGAAAGCUCAGGUUCAAUCUCCGUGGAGUUCCACCUUCUUUCGCCAAUAUCCAAAGCACUUUUUCAGCGGGCUGUCAUGCAAAGUGGAGCUAUGUGUCGUUAUGCGUCGAGGGCCAGUGACCCCAGGCUACUCACGAAAGUACAUAGGAUGGCCAUGUAUCUCAAUUGCACCAAUACCUCGGAGCCCGACUGACGCCUCCACGAGAAUUUGAUCGAGUGCUUGCAGCAGGCAGAUCCUGUGCAUGUCAGAGUAGCAGAAAGAUUGGUUUGUCCCAGUAACUUAUGCUUCGGAACAGUCUUUGGGGUGCCCACCCUCCCUAGUGAUCCUUGUGCAACAGAGUAUCAAGGAAACAAAGACAUAUUGAUAGGUCACGUAGUUAACGAAGGUGGAGGUCUCGUUUCCGGUUUCUUUCCGGGUGUGUUCCUUGCUGACUGGCCCAAAAACUUGACGAAAAUUGAGACGUUUCUUUUGCUAGCGCCUUUGCUAUCUCCUCCGAGUCCUCAACUUUUAGACGAGCUGCAUGACCUUUACACACGUGAUCUUGGAGACAGAGACUUUGAGAAGCUGAGACGAGCGGUUCAGGAUGCUUGGGGCAACAAGAUCAUAACGUGUUCGUCAAAAGAAACUUCAAUGAGGUUGGCAAGUAAUAGAGAUUACUCAGUCUUCUAUUACAUAUUAAACUACACAUCUUCGAGUUCGCCCAAGAAACCCUGGUAUGGGAUGACACACGUUGACGAUGUCCUGUAUAUCUUCGGAAGGCCAGUUGUGGAGAAGGCGUCUUCCGAUGACCAGACUUACAGCAGGAAAUUGAUGGAAUUGUGGACUUCAUUUGCUAAGCAUGGAAAACAACAUCUCGUGGAAGCGUACCACUGGCCCCAGCUUAUGCCUGGUAACUUUGCUGCCUUGAAGAUCACCAACAGACCGCCAGAGCAAGCAACGCUCAACUUGGGAGAUCGAUGCCGUUUCUGGAGUCGGUUGCAUCUGCAUCACAACCAGUCUGAGCUCUCGUAAAUUUCGCGAGAGAUGUCGGUCGGCUCAAAAACGAGGCUGAUUUGUACGCGAAUAGAAUAAAGUUUCUGAUAUCCUUGGCAAUGUACGAAGACAAUGUGGCGUCCUUAGCUCGCAAGUUUGUUCUUCUGAGAACGUCCAAAGAUAAAGCUAGCAGACUACCGACAUCUGCGACGAGAGGGUCAGCAAAGUAAA
Molecule: messenger RNA, 1965 nt
Organism: Ixodes scapularis (black-legged tick)
Lineage: Eukaryota; Metazoa; Arthropoda; Arachnida; Ixodida; Ixodidae
Product: cholinesterase
Exons: 4
Biological process (GO): choline metabolic process; acetylcholine catabolic process
Cellular component (GO): plasma membrane
Molecular function (GO): acetylcholinesterase activity
Source: RefSeq, a predicted model, not a curated record